This is a messenger RNA of Diuraphis noxia (Russian wheat aphid), 933 nucleotides long. RefSeq lists its product as uncharacterized. The record is from RefSeq and is a predicted model, not a curated record. NCBI's taxonomy places the organism in Eukaryota, Metazoa, Arthropoda, Insecta, Hemiptera, Aphididae.
CAGGGACUAUAAAGAUCAUUCUAACAGGAAUAAGGACAAUGGAAAGUCUUCACUUAGAAAAGAUGAUACUACACUAUCGACUCCUACUUUAAAUAACGAGGUAACAAAUGAGUCGGCAAGUUUAAAAAAUAUGGCAUCAUACAUGAUAAACAAURGUAAAAAUUAUGAUAAAGUAGAUAAAGGUGGUGGACCUAGUCGAAAGACUACAUCAUGGACGUCGACACCAGACUUGACAAUACUGUCAGAUAAUGUUACAUCUCAAGUUGAACAUAUGGAAGAUGAUGAACAGGAAAUUCCAAAUUAUACAGUUCGGAGAAGAACAAAUCUUUCACGCAAGGAUUCUAUAGAUGUUCACAGUCCAAGAAAUAGUUACAAUGGAGAUAUCGCCCAAUAUACACCGGUGCAUAUGAAAUCAAUGCCAAAUGAUAAAGAUAUGUAUAAUGAAGACGAAGAUAAUAUUAGUUUAGCUGAUUCUGAUACUACGACUGAUACGUAUGCGACUAUUAUAAAUGAUGAAGAUUUACAUGACCAAGUAAAGCAUUUAAAAGCUGAAUUAAAAUUGACCAAGGCAAAAUGUGAGAAAGCUGAACGAGAAAAGAGUGAUGUUUUAUUAAGACGUCUAGCAUCUUUGGAUAUAACUCCGACAUCUCGUACAACAGCUUCUGAAUUGUUGAAGCACCAACAAAAAAUCAAUGAUUUGAAGUCUACUUGUGAAAGUCUUGGUGAUGAAAAAAGAAUGCUUACACAACGUGUUCAUGAAUUAGAAGCUGAGCUCAAUAAAAACAAGAAUAUUAAAGUGAAAUCAGACGACAUUCAACUGAUUCGUUCUAAGUUAAUAGCUGCUGAAACUAAAAUUGAGGAUUUGACAGAAGAAAACAAUGAUUUAAAUAAAGAGAUACAUAAUAUGGAGCAAGAAAUGAGAGAUAACUUUCG